AUGAGGCUGCUGGCAUGGCACCUCUGCUUCGCGUCCCUCCUGGCACCCAUCUACUCUGAGAACGUGCUUGGCAUCGUGGGAGAAAAUUUUACUUUUCCAGUAGAAAUAAAGCAAAGAAUAGACGAAAUUACUUGGAAUAAAGACAAAGAUAUAGUGGCUGAAUGGGAUGGGCAAAACCCGCCAAAGUAUUUUACUACCCUCGAAGGCAGGAGCGUGCUUAAGGAGAAUGGGAACUUGACUAUAUUUAACUUGGAGAAGAGUGAUGCUGGCACAUAUAAGUUACGCUACUGGGAUUUUGUGAAAGAUAGUUAUUUAACAUUCACUCUUGAUGUAUUAGAUCCCCCUUCAGAACCUAAAAUAAGUCACAGCAUCAAGGGUGAUAACCUUGUGUUAAACUGUACAUCAGAUUUCCCAUGGCCUGUGACUUACACUUGGAAGAUCAGUAACGAUCCACGCAGUCACUGGAGCCAGGAAUUUUCCAUCCCUAUAGAGAAUAUUGAUGCUACCAAGAAAGCUACAUGUUUCAUUACAUUCUCACAAACGGAGAAGAGCUCUGAAAUCUCUUUGAUUCAAUGCAUUUCAGAUAAAAAAGGUAGAGCUAAAUUUGAAAGAGGAGGAGUUGCUCAGAAGAAGAGUCCAGUGCAUGGCUCAGGAGAACAUGAACAACUUUUCUCUGUGGAGAAUGAAGAACAGCAUAACUCAGACAGAGCUACAUUUUCACAACCUGUUCAUUGUGAGAACGAAAGGCCUGAAGCAGACAGAGAACUGAACAAGGAGGACAGUGCCCUGAAAGAUAAGCAGACAGUUAACAAUGGUGUAAAUAAGGAAGAACUGUCUACCAUGCAGAACAGCACCCUGACAUCCAAGUGUGCAGCUGAUGAUGGUGUAACUGAGGAAGAACUGACGCAGGUUGUGGAAGGUGGAAAUGGGGAGCACUUGAACAACUCCCCCAGCUGCAGUUUAGAAGAUCUUAAAUCAUAAGCAAAUAAUUGCUUUUUGGAUCAAAGACAGAAGAGACACUGUAAAAUGCAGUGGUGAAGAAGCUGCUACGUUUUCCCUUGAAGCUCUUCCAAGAGCAGUGAAGUUAGCAGAGCUUCAUAAAGAACCACUUUGAAGGCUAGUUGAGCAGUUUCCAGUGCCUGUUUUUCUUUUCUCAGAAGGGAGAGCCUCCUUUUCUAGUGUUACUGUGUGAAGAUAAAUAGGCUGAAUCAUGGAAAAAAACCUUUUGAAUUGUUCUGUAUUCGGUUUUUAGUGCUCUACUAACACAGAAUGUAAGAGCUAAGGCCUAACUGCUCAGCUUUAUAUGCAAUUUUUGAUCAGUACUUUUUUAUAGUCAGAAGAAAGACAGAUCAGCCUUCAGCAGACCCAGAUGGAUGGAAGUUGCAUUUUCUAGUCUUGGUUAUCCAACAGGAAUUCAGUGCUCCAGACAAAGCUGUCUCCUGGAGUUGGCAGAAGGCUGGCAAAUUUAUAAUAUCCUGACAGUGGUUCAUUUUGACAUUAAACUACAUUGCAGUUUGUUGUUGCACUGGAACAAAGUUGCACUGCCAUUAGCAGUGUUGUUUGUUUGUUUGUUUGUUUUUCUAAAGCUUUUUAUAAUGU
This is a messenger RNA of Empidonax traillii (willow flycatcher), 1599 nucleotides long. RefSeq lists its product as uncharacterized. NCBI's taxonomy places the organism in Eukaryota, Metazoa, Chordata, Aves, Passeriformes, Tyrannidae. The transcript is spliced from 10 exons. Bases 1 to 981 code for a protein of 326 amino acids. The record is from RefSeq and is a predicted model, not a curated record.